AAGCAGAGCUAAAGAAAACCUGAAGUCAGCCAAGUAGCUCCAGAAGAAAACGUAAGCUACAAUGUUCACCAAAACUUUCUCUGCCGCUGUGGUCAUCAUUCUGCUCUAUAUAACUGCAUCAGAAGCUAUGACUUUAGCAAGAACAGUGUCAGAGUUACGGUGUCAGUGCAUCAAGCUUGAUUCAAGGCAAAUAUCUACUAAACUAAUGAAUAGCGUGGAGCUCAUACCCAGUGGCCCCCACUGCAAAAAUGUUGAAGUAAUCAUUACUCUUAAAUCUGGGGACCUGGUUUGUGUUGACCCCUCUGCUUCUUGGGUACAGAGAAUUAUCAGAAAGAUAAUAGAAAGUCAAGAAAACAAGCAAGAAGCAUCAUCAGUAUCUCAGCAAUGAAAACUUCUUUCUCAUCCUCCACCCAAUCGUGGAUCUUACUAUUGAAUUAUUUAUUUUUCAUCAUAAUAAGAAAUAAUUAUGUAUUAUUUAUUUAUUUAAUACAUAUUUGCUUCAUUUAUGUGCAGUUGGGCGUUAAUUAUGUAGAAAUAUACCUAAUUUUAACUUAACUGGAGAGGAUUAAACUGCAAUGGGAAUUGUAGACAGGAAUUGUGAGUUUUACAUAUAACCUUAGGUGAGCUGGAAAACUUGGCAAAACCAUUUAUUCCAAAAUUAUAUUUUAAAUGUAUAAUUAAUGAGUUUGCUAGAUGAUAUUUUGUAGGUCUUAAGAUAUCGGUCCAUGUAACAUUAUUGCACAGCACACAUUUUUCUUGAAGCAGACUAUAAAAUGUUUCUUUUAUGUACAGUAUAUGAUAAACAUAAUUAUAAGAUCUUAUGAUCGCCAAGCUUAUUAGCUCAAGUCAA
Messenger RNA from Pseudophryne corroboree (corroboree frog), 850 nucleotides. Its product is annotated as interleukin-8-like. NCBI's taxonomy places the organism in Eukaryota, Metazoa, Chordata, Amphibia, Anura, Myobatrachidae. Gene Ontology annotation, molecular function: chemokine activity. The record is from RefSeq and is a predicted model, not a curated record. Bases 62 to 388 code for a protein of 108 amino acids. The transcript is spliced from 4 exons. Gene Ontology annotation, biological process: chemotaxis; immune response; defense response. Gene Ontology annotation, cellular component: extracellular region.